AGCAACGGUGUCAGAUACGGCUCUAAGCAGGUAGAAUGGCGGAGGAACGAGCAAAAUCGCUACGAUCCAAACGGAUCUUCAUCAAUCACCUUGAUUCAUACGCAGCCAAGAACAUUGGCAAGUACCUGUCUGCUUGUGUGGCCGGCGCAUCGCUUGAGGAACCCAUCGCAGAGGGCGAGGAAGAAGAUGACAAAUCAGUCCAGGAGGACACGUCAUUCAGUAAACCAAAGGAGGGUCUCUUUCAGAUCGUUGGAACUCUGUCAAACCCCAACGGUGAAAAGCUACAUUUUCCAGUAGAAACAUACAAGAUCUCGGGCAGGGAUGAGCUAUUGAGUCACCUUCUCGAGUGCGACAUCAUUGUUUACAAUAUUACGGAGGACGAAUCUCAGAUUGACGAGGCUUCUUGGGCGGCAUCUGCACUUCAUACUGAGCUAGAGCGAUUUGAGAGCCCCAAAAUAUUUAUACUGAUAUCUACUGUCAUGACCUGGGCCCGGAGUAAACCUCUAGAUCCAGAUGAUCCUGAAAUUCCUUUCACUGAAGAUGACUAUCGAAGGAGAAAGUGCCACCCCAAUUUUAAAGAUCACAUUAGUGCCGAAAAACUUGUAAUUAAGCUCGGGAAAUCGAACAAAGGCAGAUUCUCGACGUAUGUAAUUGCCUCUGCGCUUCCAUACGGGGCAGGAGAAGGGAUUCUUCACACGUUUUUCAAAGAAGCUUGGCUCGGAGAAACUUCAGCACUGCCUGUCUUUGGAGAAGGUUCAAAUUACAUCCCAUUCAUUCACAUCACUGAUUUGGCGAGCGUGGUGCAAAAUAUUGUAGAUCAAAGACCGAGAACUCACUACCUUGUAGCUGUGGAUGAUUCACUGCACACCCUGGAGGAAAUUAUUAAGUGUAUCAGCGAGCAUCUCGGAACAGGAAAAGUGCAGAAAGUUGCCAAAGAGAACGCGUUCCUCAGGAAAGACUUAACGCAACUAAAUAUUGACCAUUUGUUGGUGAAUCUGAGGAUGGAAGCUGUUUUCUUAAAGGAGAAUUUCAAUGUUAACUGGGUCGCGCAGACCGGUCUGGUGGAAAACAUCGAGUCCGUGAUCCGGGAUUACAAGGAAACCAGGGGGCUUCUGCCUAUCAGGAUCUGCGUUCUUGGUCCGCCAGCCGUUGGGAAAACAACGGUGUCCGAAUUAUUAUGCAAACAUUACAAACUGCAUCACAUCAAAAUAAAAGAUGUGAUCGCGGAAGCCAUUGAACGACUGGAAAGGCUGGUGAAAUCUGCAGAGGAGGAAGAAGAGGAAGGGGAAGAAAGUACAGAGAACUGGCAAGAAAUCUUGGAUGGAGUGAAAGAGAACAUGGAACAGAAUGGAGGACGCCUGGAUGACAGCUACGUCAUCAAGUUUGUAAGGGAGAAGUUAAAGUCCAUGCCGUGUCAGAAUCAGGGCUAUGUUCUUGACGGUUAUCCCAAGACCUAUGAACAAGCAAAGGAGCUUUUCAACUUGGAAGAAGGGGGCGAGGAGGAGGAAAGCAGAGGAAAAGUUCCUAACUUUGAUAAAACCAUCACCCCAGAUUACGUUAUUUCAUUGGAUGCCUCUGAUGAGUUCCUUAAAAAGCGAGUAAUUAACCUUCCAGAAGACAUAGUAGCGGGGACGCACUACACUCAGGAUCGAUUUCUGAGAGCUCUGCUCACAUUCCGGGACUUGAAUACCGAAGACGAAACCGUCCUCAACUAUUUUGAUGAGGCUGAAAUCCACCCACAGCACAUAGAUGUAUCUAAAGACGAUGACCCUCAGUACAGGGAGGUGCUGAAGCACAUAAUUAAGGAAGUGGGAGAACCUAGAAACUAUGGUUUGACACCCGAAGAAGUCGCAGAGCUAGAACUCAAGGCAGCCGAAGAAUCUUUGGCCCGGGAGGCAGAGAGAAAAGCCGAGCUGGAGAGGAAGGAGGCCGAGGAGGCUGCAGAAAGGAUGGCACGAUGGGAGGAAUGGAACCAACGUCUUGAAGAAUUAAAAAGACAAGAAGAGAAACUCCUGGAGGCCCAGUCUGUUCCUUUACGAAACUACCUGAUGAGGAACGUCAUGCCUACCCUUAUGCAGGGCUUGAAUGAGUGCUGUAAGGUGAGACCAGACGAUCCUGUUGACUAUCUGGCUGAAUAUCUCUUCAGAAACAAUCCCGACUUAGAAUAAGGGCAUCAAUUAGAGCGCGAAGUAAUAAAAAAUGAUUUAAUAAAACUGUACACAAGAAAAGGUUAACUAAA
Molecule: messenger RNA, 2239 nt
Organism: Spea bombifrons (plains spadefoot toad)
Lineage: Eukaryota; Metazoa; Chordata; Amphibia; Anura; Pelobatidae
Gene: AK7
Product: adenylate kinase 7
Exons: 18
Coding region: 36-2168 (710 amino acids)
Biological process (GO): nucleobase-containing compound metabolic process
Cellular component (GO): cytoplasm
Molecular function (GO): AMP kinase activity; ATP binding
Source: RefSeq, a predicted model, not a curated record